Messenger RNA from Paralichthys olivaceus (Japanese flounder), 3429 nucleotides. RefSeq names its product cytochrome P450 2J6-like. NCBI's taxonomy places the organism in Eukaryota, Metazoa, Chordata, Actinopteri, Pleuronectiformes, Paralichthyidae. Gene Ontology annotation, cellular component: cytoplasm; intracellular membrane-bounded organelle. Gene Ontology annotation, molecular function: iron ion binding; heme binding; oxidoreductase activity, acting on paired donors, with incorporation or reduction of molecular oxygen, reduced flavin or flavoprotein as one donor, and incorporation of one atom of oxygen. Gene Ontology annotation, biological process: xenobiotic metabolic process. The record is from RefSeq and is a predicted model, not a curated record.
CAUUUGACAAGUUUGAGUUCACUUUUUCACAUGAUGGAUUCCAUCGUGACUGGAUUCUACUUUGCCUGGGAUGUGAAAAGUCUACUGCUCUUCUUGGCAGUUUUCAUCCUCACCACAGAUUAUAUCAAGAACCGUCGGCCGGUCAGCUUCCCUCCAGGACCCUGGGCCCUUCCUGUUGUGGGCAACAUGUUCACCGUGGACCACAGCAGGACUCACGAGAGUCUGACAGAGUUAGGGAGAAGAUAUGGAGACGUGUUCAGCCUGAGAAUGGGUUCAGUGUGGAUGGUGGUGUUGAACAGGUUUGAGGUUCUGAAAGAAGCUCUGGUGACGCAGGGGGACAGCCUGGCAGAGCGUCCUGAUCUCCCUCUGCAAGUGGAAAUAGUCCAUAAACUGGGCAUAAACUUCAGCAACGGGAACACCUGGAAGCAGCAGAGGCGUUUUGCACUUUCAACCCUCAGAAACUUUGGAUUUGCAAAGAAGUCACUUGAACCUGUCAUCCUGGAUGAAUUUACAUAUUGUGCAGAAGAGUUCAUUUCCAACAAAGGUGCACCAUUCAAUCCACACCUCACCAUCAACAACGCCGUCUCUAACAUCAUCUGCUCCCUGGUUUUUGGUCAUCGCUUUGAGUACGGUGACAAGAUGUUCAUGAAAAUGAUGAAGCUGUUACCCAAAGGCCUCCAGAUCCAAGGGUCCAUCUGGGCACAGUUUUACAACUCGUUCCCUCUGCUGAUGAAACAUUUACCGGGGCCACAUCAGACAGUCCAGCACAUCUGGAGUGAAGUGAAGGACUUUAUCAGAGCAGAGGUAAAAGAGCACAAACAGAACUGGGAUCCCUUGGACCAGAGAGACUACAUAGACUGUUACCUGAAUGAGAUGAACAAGGGGCAGGUUGAGAGUAGUUUUGAGGAGGAAACCCUGGUUAUGAGCAUCCUCGAUCUGUUUGUGGCUGGUUCAGAGACCACAUCCAGCACCCUGCGCUGGGCUUUUCUUUACAUGGCAGAUAACCCUGAAAUCCAAGAGAAAGUCCAGGCUGAAAUAGACCGAGUGAUUGGACAGUCCAGACGGCCGUGCAUGGAGGACCGUGCAAACCUGCCCUACACAGACGCCGUCAUCCACGAGGUGCAGAGGAUAGCCAACAUUAUUCCUCUCAGCCUCCCUCGCUUCACCAACAGAGACCUCCACCUGGGAGAGUACACCAUCCCAAAGGGCGUCACAGUGAUAACCAAUUUGACCUCUGUGAUGUUUGACGAGAACGAGUGGGAGGCUCCCUUCACCUUUAACCCUGGACACUUUCUGACUGAGGAGGGGACGUUUGUGAAGAAACCUGCUUUCAUCCCUUUCUCUGCAGGUAAACGGAUAUGCCCCGGUGAGACCCUGGCCAAGAUGGAGCUUUUCCUCUUCUUCACCUCCUUCAUGCAGUGCUUCAUCUUCUCCAUGCCCGCUGGGGUGAAGCCAGUAAUGAAGCAGAGUUUUAGCAUUAUUCUGGCUCCACAUCCAUAUGAAAUCUGCGGUGUGCUCGUAUUUCCAUGUUACAGUAGUAGACGCAUACCAUGCUCUAUGAGGUCAGAGUCCAGUAGUAGCUGCAGCCUCAUAAGAGAGAGGAGGGGAACGACUGGAAAAACAACAUUUCACAAGAGGGGAAGCCAAAAGAAAGGUGGAAAAACCCAAGUCCGUUUUCACAUGAUGGAUUCCUUAUUUUCCAUGACUGGAUCCUACUUUGCCUGGGAUGUGAAAAGUCUGCUGCUCUUCUUGGCAGUUUUCAUCCUCACCACAGAUUAUAUCAAGAACCGUCGGCCGGUCAGCUUCCCUCCAGGACCCUGGGCCCUUCCUGUUGUGGGCAACAUGUUCACCGUGGACCACAGCAGGACUCACGAGAGUCUGACAGAGUUAGGGAGAAGAUAUGGAGACGUGUUCAGCCUGAGAAUGGGUUCAGCGUGGAUGGUGGUGUUGAACAGGUUUGAGGUUCUGAAAGAAGCUCUGGUGACGCAGGGGGACAGCCUGGCAGAGCGUCCUGAUCUUCCUCUGAUGAAUGACAUCAGCAAUGGUCUAGGUCUCGUAUUCAGCAAGAGUCACAUCUGGAGGCAGCAAAGACGUUUUGCACUUUCAACCCUCAGACAUUUUGGAUUGGGCAAGAGGUCACUUGAAACUGUCAUCCGGGAUGAAUUUACACAUUGUGCAAAAGAGUUCAGUGGCAAUAAAGGUGCGCCAUUCGAUCCACAUCUCACAAUCAACAACGUCGUUUCCAACAUCAUCUGCUCCCUGGUUUUUGGUCAUCGCUUCGAGUACAGUGACGAGACCUUCAUGAAGAUGAUGAAGCUGACAGGAAAAGGCCUUCAGAUCGAAGGCUCCAUCUGGGCACAGCUCUACAACUCGUUCCCUCUGCUGAUGAGACGUUUGCCGGGGCCACAUCAGACAGUCCAGCACAUCUGGAGUGAAGUGAAGGACUUUAUCAGAGUAGAGGUUAAAAAGCACAAACAGAACUGGGAUCCCUCAGACCAGAGAGACUACAUAGACUGUUACCUGAAUGAGAUGAAUAAGGGACAGCCAGACAAUAGAUUUGUUGAGGACAACCUGGUUAUGAGCAUCCUCGAUCUGUUUGUGGCUGGUUCAGAGACCACAUCCAGCACCCUGCGCUGGGCUUUGCUUUACAUGGCAGAUAACCCUGAAAUUCAAGAGACAGUCCAGGCUGAGAUAGACAGAGUGAUUGGAAAGUCCCGACUGCCAUACAUGGAGGAUUGUGCAAUCCUGCCCUACACUAACGCUGUCAUCCAUGAGGUGCAGAGGAUGGGCAACAUAGCCCCUCUAAGCCUGCCUCAUCUCACCAGCAGAGACAUCCAGCUGGGAGGCUACACCAUCCCAAAGGGCAUUACAAUCAUCCCCAAUUUGACCUCGGUGAUGUUCGACAAGGAUGAGUGGGAGACGCCCUACACCUUUAACCCAGGACACUUUCUGAAUGAGGAGGGGAAGUUUGUGAAGAAACCUGCUCUUAUCCCUUUCUCUGCAGGUAAACGAGUGUGCCUCGGGGAGAGCCUGGCCAAGAUGGAGCUUUUCCUCUUCUUUACAUCCUUCAUGCAGCACUUCACCUUCUCCAUGCCGCCUGGGGUGAAAUCUGAGAUGGAGUACUGUUUUGGUCUCACUCUGGCACCAAAUCCUUAUGAAAUCUGUGUAUCACCCCGUUAAUACUCUACAAAUAGCACAAAGGUCAAUAGUAUUUUUCCGUCCUGUCACGACUUACUACUAAAACAUAUCAAACUGAAUGGCUUCUGUAACAUAACAUGGUGGCUCCUGCUGAGAUCUCUUGGUUUCUUUGUAUCUGUUAAGGCCUAACCUUCCCAAAAUGGGCUAUGAGAUCUCUUUCUAUAGACAAGCUUAGCUUAGCCUUACACUGCACAAUUCAAAGAUCUUUGUUGCUUUCUCACUUGAAAAUAA